UAGUGGGGGGUGGUGGCGCUGCAGUUAUUAUGAGGACUCAUUAUGGCGCACCUCUUUCCUUGAAAAGAGUCGUCGUUUAGUUAGGCUUCCGGUAAAGGGACGUUUUUAACAUAUAUCUCAGUGCUUGUUAGCAAGGCUGCUCAAAAUGCCGAAGUUUUAUUGUGAUUACUGUGAUACCUACCUUACUCAUGACUCGCCCUCUGUGAGGAAAACACACUGCAGUGGCCGCAAACACAAAGAAAAUGUAAAAGACUACUACCAGAAAUGGAUGGAAGAACAAGCGCAAAGCCUCAUUGACAAAACAACCGCUGCCUUCCAACAAGGGAAGAUGCCCCCAACACCAUUCCCAGGAGCCCCACCUCCAGGGGGUGCCAUGAUCCCUCCACCAAACCUCAAUGGCCCCCCACGUCCAGGGAUGCUACCAACACCCCAGAUGGGUGGUCCUCCAAUGAUGCCCAUGAUGGGUGGAAUGGGACCACCUCCACCUGGAAUGAUGGGUGGUCCAGGUAUGCGACCUCCAAUGGGUGGCCGAAUGCAGAUGAUGCCUGGACAUCACAUGAUGCGACCUCCCGGUCACCCAAUGAUGAUGCGGCCAAUGAUGGCACGGCCAGACCGAUAAACUCUCCCGACUCCCUCAAACACACCAUGGGUUUGUUCCAUAUGAUCAGUAAAUCUUAUUUUCUCACUUAUAAAAUCGGUUUGAUUAGGGAAAUCGAUUGUUGAAUAAGGUGGUCUCAAAUAUAAAAUGUUUGUCUCUGACAAGUGCCACAGUUGCUCACAUGUAGCUAGUUCAUCGUAUAAUCAUUGGUAACUUUGCAUCAGCCUUCUAAGUAGAUUUUAAGGUGAGGAGCAUUACUGAUCCUGUGGAACAAACCUUUUGGCAAAUCCCUCCACUCUACAACUGUUUCUUGGACUUCACUUUACAUAAUACUGUGUUGGUUAUCUUGCCUUUGCUGUACCAUCCAUUUUCCCUGGAUGGAUUUCAUUUUUAUUAUUCUAUAGAUUUUAUAAUGUUCCCUCUGCUUAUUCCCAUUUCCCUACUCAUUGUUAUUUUGGUGUCUUGGCAAGUGCCAAAGACAAAACGGGAAGUUAUGAAAAUGUUGUUGAAUGUGUUUUAUCAUUCACCUAGAGGUGUAUUAUAAGGUCUCCCAUUUUAUUUUGUUGGCAGUACCAGUCAGAUGAGUCAGCAGCAGUUUCUUUUUUACAAUUUUAUGAGCCGUUACUAUUGGCUUUGAAUUUGUUGUAUUACGGUCUAUUAAACGAAAAGCAAAGUUCUCUGUGGUCGUUAAUGUUUUAAUCUCUGAACAACACCGUUGUCAUUUUUUUUAUACCUAGCUCUUCUUUAUAAAUUCAGCAGGGGGCGCCAGAAUGUAAUAUUUGUGACCUAGGCACCUAAACCCAAGGCAGCAUGUUUUUGCUCGCUAUGUCUUAUGGGAAAAAUACUUUUUGACAAAUGACUGUGCAAUCGUAAUGAAUGAGAGAAGGCAGCCAGCUGGGCAUUUCACUGAAGAUAAGAGGGCGUGGAAUGUGAAGAGAUACAAAUAAACAAUUUAGCUAGCGAUCUUAUUCUCCCAAUACCGCUAUGGCAGGAAUAAUAAAAAAACAAAUAUUGAAACAUUUGUCCAGGUUCACCAAGAACCUGUCUCCAGACAAGAUAAACCUGAGCACACUGAAGGGCGAGGGUCAGCUGUCCAACCUGGAGCUGGAUGAGGAGGUGCUGCAGAACAUGCUGGACCUGCCUACCUGGUUGGCUGUCACCCGGGUCUACUGCAACAAGGCUGCAAUCAGGAUACAAUGGACAAAGUUGAAGACCAGCCCCAUCUGCCUGUUCCUGGACAAGGUGGAGGUGGAGAUGAGAACUUGUGAGGAGCCCCGUGCACCAAAUGGCCCCUCCCCUAUUGCCAUCACUGCUGGCCAGAGUGAGUAUGGCUUCGCUGAGAAGGUGGUGGAGGGUAUGUCUGUCAUCAUCAACUCCAUCACCAUCAAGGUGCAGUCCCGUGCCUUUCGCGCCUCCUUCGAGCUCUGGCAGCUCCAGGGUAACAGUCUCAACCCCAAAUGGCAGAAGACUGACCUCCGCUACACCCGCAUCACAGACCCCAAGAGAGGAGAGGUUUUGACGUUUAAGGAGAUCAACUGGCAGAGUCUGCGUAUAGAGGCUGAUGCCAUAGAGAGUGAAGACCAGGACCUGGGCAGUAUCCCACUACGCCUCAUUACCAACCAGGGACGCAUCCGCAUCGCCCUGAAGCGCAGGGUGAAGGACUGUAAUGUUCUGGCCUCGAAGCUGCUCUUCAUUUUGGACGACCUGCUGUGGGUGCUGACGGACUCUCAGCUCAAAGCUGUCAUCCACUACGCCAAGUCCCUGAGUGAGGCCAUGGAGAAGUCUGCCCAGCAGAGGAAGAAUAUGGCUGCAGAGUCUCUACAGACUGCACCCCCAUCCCCUGGUAUCCACAAUCUAUGGACAGACCCUUCACCCCCUCCCAGCGUUGGUGUACCCAGUACCCUGGACCAGUACUUUGAUCAACACGACGUCAAAGAGUCCUCCUACCACACCUUCAUCUCUCGUCUAGACCUGCACAUAUGCAACGACAGCUCCUCAGCAGACCCCGAUGAGCUUCCACCUCCUGGCUCCCAGGGUGCAAUGCAGUUGACCUUCCGCAAGCUGGGUUUUGACUACUACCCCAUCCACCGGCCCGCUGAUGGCUGUCAGCACUGGGAGCGUCACUGUGGAGCAAUGGAGUCCCGAGCCCAGUGGGCUUGCAGACUGCUGCAGGAGUUCCAGAGGAGGGUGGAGGCGUCAGGUAUCCCUGGUCCACAUUCUGAGAUCCCCAACCAGGCCAAGGACUCCCCCGCCAAGAGGGCUCACGAUGGACAGCCCAGCCCCCCUGACAGGGAUCAGAGCUCCAGGAGGAACUCAAUAGCACCUCCUCCCCCGGGGAAUCCUCUGAAGAGGCUCCGCUCUAGCUGUGUGGUGGUACGAAUGGACGACCUUGAUAUCCAUCAGGUGUCUACAGGGGGACGCCACAGCAAGAAGACCCAGUCCUUAAUAUCCUGUAACCGCAAGGCCCUGAACCUAGCAGACAAUAUACCAGCCAUCCACCUGCAAUUCACAGAGUAUUACUUCCCUGACAACCCUGGUUUGCCUGUGCCCAACACUAACCUGUAUGCCCAGCUGAACGGCCUACAGCUGUGCCUAGACCCAGCCAGUCUGCUGUGGGUCAACCUGUUCUCGCGGGGCCUGCUGCGUACCCUGGAGCAGGUCAAAGCCUUCUACCAACUCCAGGACGGCAGCAAGGCAGAGGAGCACGUGGACAUCCGCAUGGACGCAGCACAGAUCAAGUUGAUUAUUCCCCUGGAGUCAUCCAUCAUGGACCACCAAGACAGGCCCCAGUCUCUGAACAUCACUGUUCCCCAGACUGUCCUCAGCAACACCUGCCACUCCCCACACGGCACCCGGGCCGACCUCAACGCCACCUACAGCAGCUUCUCCACCUGCCACUUCUUCCAGUCCCCUCCCCCCUGCUCCUUCCCCCGAGACCAGAGCGCCUUUCUCCCCCUACCCUCUGCCUUCCUCCAGCACUCCCUGGAGAUGGAGCCCCUGCCCUUUUCUGAGAUGAGGCCCCUCCGGGCCAAGGACGUCUGGUCCCUAAGUCUCUCCCGCCUGUCCGUGAGCUUCGAGGGGGCACGGAAAAGCAACAAGGGCAGAGCUCACCCCUUCGUGGAGCCUUUCACCAUGUCUGUGUGGAUAUGUCGUCCAUGUGCGUUUAAGGGCUGUUCCCUGGUCUCCUCUCCCAGUGAACCAGCUCCUGUAGAUCCCAACCAUGGAUCCUUAGAGCAGGAGAACCAGCUCCCUUCCAACCCUGACCACCACAACCAGGACAGUAAAAAGGAGGCUCCAGUGGCCUCUAUUCACUUCCUGGCCCAGGCCAUCACACCGGUCAAAGUGUGGCUCAACCACUACCAGUAUGUGGCCCUGCUGCGGAUGAAGGACACCCUGGCCAGGCUGGGGGGCGAACUGGGCCGGGACACCAGGGACGCUAAGCAGGCCAGGGGCCAGGAGUCUGAGCCCCCUACGAUGUGCCUAGCCCUCCUAAUGGACUCAGUGGAGCUGGGGCUCCUGCUACCACCUGCAGCCAUGGAGCCAGAGGAGGAGGAGGCCCACACCCCAGGAUCUGAAAGCCCCAGCCUGACAGACUCCGACCUCUCCCCCACUCACCAGGCUACAUCGCCAGGCCCUCUUGAGGACAGUGGGAUAGGAAAUGGUACUGCCACCGUCAACAGCUCUCCUCCCAUUGAGCAGGAAGUGGAUGGUGUGGUAGAGGAGGCCAGCGAGGCAGUAGAGGUCAUGGAGGGGGAGACAACCCAGGAGGAUGGUCCUGUCGCCUCUCCUCCCUUCUCCCCUGAACACCAUCCCUCCCUCCUGUCUAGGGACCCCUCUACCUUCAGCCUGGAGGAAGAGCUGUCCAACGCCCUCACCGCCACCAAGGACGUCACCAAAGAUGCCUUUAGUGCCUCCCUGGACCUGACUAAAGGGGCGUUCUCCAUAACAAAAGAUGCCUUCAGCUUCAUGAGUCGCGGGUCAGGGAUGAGCAAGCUGUUCACUACACAGGCCAAGGAGCAGCGCCCCGAGGAGGGAUGCCCUAUGGCCAGUUUGCGGCUCCAGUCCAUGAAGCUGUCUCUCUCACAGUACUCAUUUGACAGCGCCAUCCUGGACGGAAGCCUGCCCGACGACCACCUCUCAGUGGACAGCGACUCUAGUGACAACAUUCUCAUGGAUGAGUCAGGAGUAGAGUCCAUGAUGCGACCCAACAGCACCCUUGGGCCCAUGGACAGUGGAGGCAGCGCUGCCCCGGGGACAGAGGGAGGGUCAUCAGCCGACCUGAGCAGCUCCCUGUCCCAGAGCAUUGAGGACAUCACACAGGACACAGCCUCUGUGUUGUUGCUGGUGCUCAGUGGUAUUGCCUGUGUGGCGGACCUGAAGGGAGAGGACCUGGUGGUGGCAGUGGAGGUCCAGCAUCUCACCUCCAGACAGAUGGGCAACGUAAGGGUCUCUGACCUGCUGGCCAGACAAAUGUCAGGUGGGUCCACCCUGGGACAGAGACAGGGCUGCAGGUCAGCUCCAGUGGUGGGCAUGCGAAUAGAGAUGGGUCCCUCUGCAGCACGGCACGGUCCCCUCUCUGCGUUGGUAGGUCACCUGGAGCUGAGUGUGCAGGGCUGUCGGGCGGAGCUCCUGGCCUCCACCCUGGCUACCCUGGGGCCCUUCCUGGAGGAUGAGCUCAGUGCUGAUGUCCAGCCCAUGAAGAUCCGCCUGGACAAUAUCACCAUCACUCUGAAGGAUGAUGGUCCCAAGAUCUACCCGACGGCCCCCCAGCCCCAACCUGCCACCUUUACCAUAGACCAGGUGGUUCUGGAGCGCUCUGAUGAUGGCUUGUUUAGAAUCAAAGGUGGUGCAGGCCCAGACUCUGCAGGUGGUGCUGUGGUAUGUUUGGAGAAACCAGACAGUUCUUGUUCUGUCCAACCACAGCAGAGCACGAGUCCAUCCCAGAGUCCAUCCCUGGGGUCCCAGCUAUUGGAGGCUCAGUUGGCCCUCUCUCAAGCCCUCACUGACCGAGAACGUCUCCUCCUGGAGGUCAGGAAGUACGACCCCAUGUUUGACCUGUGACCGCUUUACUCCGCCGACCAGCAGAGGGCAAUAUACUGACACUGCGUCAAUAAGGGAGUAAAGGAACUGAAUGAAAUGUCUGGACCCAGGCAUAUGACAAUUUGUAAACAACAAAGAUGAGCACCCAAUGGUGGAAUCCACCCUGGUAGUUCGAAAGCUCAAGCUCUUGUAAUGAAUUGUACAAACAGUGUGUCACUUCCAGAGAACACAUAGGGGGCCCUUGUAUUAACAAGAAGCCCCACUGAAGUCACUCUUUACACUCUGAGGUACAUAACAGGUACUAGUUUCAUCUGACAAUCUAAGCGUGUUCCCUUCUGCUGUACAAAGGCAGUUUUAAUUUAAACCACCAUAGAGAAUAGUUAACUCAUUGUUGGGCUGCAACUCAAUGGCCAUGUAUCUUUGAUUUUAAGAACACAUGCCAAAAUGUGUCUUAUAAACUGGGUGGUUAAAGCCCGGAAUGCUGAUUGGCUGACGGCCGUGGUAUAUCAGAUCGCAUACCACGGGUAUGACAAAACAUGUAUUUUUACUCCUCUAAUUACGUUGAUAACCAGUUUAUAAUAGCAGUAAGGCACCUCGGGGGUUUGUGGUAUAUGGCCAAUGUGUUGUGCAUAAGUACAGCCCUUAGCCGUGGUAUAUUGGCCAUAUACCACACCAAUUGUGCCGUAUUGCUUAAUUAUAUGCACUGUGUCUUAUAUGCCAGAGAACAGUCAGAGUUGUAAUUGAUGUCUGUUGAUUAUAUGUUUUCCUGUACAAAUCACUGUCAGGCAUGCUGUGUGAAGAUCACUAGUGUUUUCGGAAUCUUGGUGUGUGGGUUUACAAACAUCCACAAAGCUUCAAAGAUAAAACUGUUUGUCAAUGUUAAGUAGGUCCUGUCCAUAGUUGUACAUAACUGUAGGUCUGUAUAGUUAGGAGCUGGUAUCUUAGAUGCAUUACUGUAACCAUUGUUUAGAACCAUAGUGUAUUAAAUAGAAAAGUAGGGAAAGAAAAGCACUUUGACUUCAAGCAGUACUGCACUGUAUCCAUGGAGCUCCUGUGAAUGGGAGCACAAGACAAACCUGCAUAUCUAUCCCUUUGAUUGAUUGGUUGUGUAUCAGAGGGUAGGGCAAGCUGUCUCCACACUGUUCAGACUUUUUCAGACACCAGGUCAUUCCCCAGUGUUAUCUUUGCAUCAUAAAAAAAGUAUCACAUUUUGUGACUGUAAAACUA
This is a messenger RNA of Oncorhynchus mykiss (rainbow trout), 6865 nucleotides long. The record is from RefSeq and is a predicted model, not a curated record. Lineage: Eukaryota; Metazoa; Chordata; Actinopteri; Salmoniformes; Salmonidae.